Messenger RNA from [Torrubiella] hemipterigena, 3013 nucleotides. The record is from the annotation of a GenBank genome assembly. Lineage: Eukaryota; Fungi; Ascomycota; Sordariomycetes; Hypocreales; Clavicipitaceae.
CCUCACCCUUGUCACUCUGUGGGCCAACCAGCCUAAGAACUACUGGCUCCGACCGCUCCAAACGCUACCUUCAACUCUUUUCGUCUAUUGUGUUAUGGCCUUUUCGUCCUGACUUGUGUUUUCUUCUUCUUUUUACUUCUCCCAACGUCGGGCAUCUCUACUAACCAAAGCAGCUCUUCUUUUCUGCCUUCAUCUGUACAAUCCUCCGUUCCGACGACGACGCUGCGUGUAGAAGAACCGCUGUCUCCUUCAUCAUAAUUCAGUCUACGUUCAUGGGAUAAAAGCAGUCACGCAACGCCGCCGAACAAUCUUUCAUCAUGUCGGCCGAGGAUAAGUACGAUACUCUGGAGAAGAUUGGUCAUGGCUCCUUCGGCGUCAUCCGCAAAGUCCGUCGCAAGGCAGAUGGUUUCAUCAUGUGCCGCAAGGAGAUUUCCUAUCUUCGCAUGUCCCAGAAGGAGCGUGAACAACUUCACGCCGAGUUUCAGAUUCUCUCGCAUCUACGACAUGCCAACAUCGUCGCUUACUACCAUCGCGAACACUUAAAGGCCAGCCAAGAUUUGCAUCUCUACAUGGAAUACUGUGGCAAUGGUGACCUCGGAAGAGUCAUCAAGGAUCUUCAACACAAGGGCCAACGGGCGCAGGAGAGCUUUGUUUGGAGCAUUUUCAGCCAACUUGUCCUCGCUCUGUACCGCUGUCACUACGGUAUUGAUCCGCCAGAGGUCGGCACCAAUGUCUUGGGCUUGACUCAGGGCGCGGCAGCUACCCCUAAGACCCCUGCUGGUGCAAUGACUAUUUUGCAUCGAGAUUUGAAGCCGGAAAAUGUAUUCCUAGGCGAAGACAACUCCGUCAAGUUGGGCGACUUCGGAUUGUCCAAGAUGAUCAAGUCUCAGGAUUUUGCAUCUACCUAUGUUGGAACUCCCUUCUACAUGUCCCCCGAAAUCUGUGCCGCCGAAAAGUAUACUUUAAAAUCCGACAUUUGGUCACUCGGAUGUAUCAUUUACGAGCUUUGCGCCCGUGAACCGCCUUUCAACGCCAAGACACACUUCCAACUUGUUCAGCGAAUCAAAGAGGGCAAGGUUGCUCCUCUGCCUGAAAUCUACUCACCUGAGCUCAACCAAGUUAUUAAGGAUUGCUUACGAGUGAACCCUGAUCGAAGACCUGACACUGCACAGUUGUUGCAUUUGCCGGUUGUCAAGUUGAUGAGGAAGGAAAAGGAAGUUGUCGAUCUCAACAAAGCCCUCAAGACCAAGGAGGAAGAGCUUCGACGAAAAGAGAAAGAGGUCAACGAUAGACUUCUAAACUUUGAAAAAGAGCGACAGCUCUGCAAGGACGAGAUUGAUGGCUCACUCCGACGUGAGUGGGAAGUCAAGGCGCGCCUGGAGAUUGAUCGUCUGGUCAACGUCGAAAUUGAAAAGCUGCAAAAGAGAUUUGAUGAUGAGGUCAAGACUCGAGUGGAUGCAGAGCUGCAAAAGAAAUCAGUUUCCUUUGCGCCUGAGGCUACCCAGGCUGAGGAUUUUGAGUCCUCUGGCGCGAAAUCCGACUACCCUCGUUCGUCUAUGGGCACGAGCGGCGACGAAUACGCGUCAAACACAGAUAACACGGAUUAUUCGAUCGACAGUCCGGAUACCUCGAAAGAAAUUAAGAGAAGCAACGCGCGUACGCCAUUCUGCCGAGCUCAGACUAUGUUUGUUGGACAUGCGGCAACCCCCAUGGACGUUGAGAUGGCAUCGCCAAGUCCCAUGGCUAUCGCAUCGCUCUCACUUUCUCCACGCCGAAACGGAACUACCAAGGCCCCCGUGUCGAAGCCAGCCAACAUUUUUGCCGCCAACGCGGCUGCAGGCAAUGUCGAUCCCCGCUGGGAACUUCAUCGAGAGCCCACUCUACUUGAGUCUGACGAUGACGAUGUUAUAAUCCCAUCCCCGACUAGACAAAUCAAGUCGGUGAAGAACCCCUUUACAUCCAAGACAAGACCAGUUCUUAGCUCGCAAAAGUCAUUACCAGGAAGCCGUCUGAGACAUAAGACUUCCAACACCGGAUUGGUGUCCAAAGCGACAGGCCAGUCGGAAGCCGCUGGCGGCCGUUCACCAAGCCGAAGCCCCAGCAAGAUUCCACAAACAGAUGGAAGCACUGUUCCUCCCGGACUAGCCCGCAAGCCAUCCAUGAAGAAGCUCAUAAGCGGCGAUACUCUGACCAAGACGGCAGUACAGAACACCAUCCGUGGACGUACGCUCGUCGAGCUUCAGCAAGCACGAACCACCGGUAGACCUAAUACGUCUGGUGGUAACGUACCUGGAUCAGAAAACCCAAGCCCUAAGAGAGCUACAUUACGCGAUCGGGUGCCCACUGGAGAGCCCAGGGAUGACUCCGUCGCGAUAUGGGACCCCGAGUGCGACGAUAUGCCCAGCCCUUUCCUAAACCGCCAGCGCCGCGUUGUUAAAGCCUAAACGAACAUCUGUGACCUGAAAGAAACUACAUGAAAAUAACGAGAGUCGGAGUUGUCUGCAUUUUUGUCUUAAUUUUGAAACGACGAGUUCGCGUUGCAGUAUGAUAUCCCACCCACUACCACCACCACCAAGACGCGCUGUCUUGUUUUUACCGACAUGUCUGAACAGCAUUUGAUUUUGGCGAUUACAGUACCCAAUUUUUCUUCUAAUUUUCUACCGUUUUCUGGCGUUGCGUGUCUGCUAUGGAGUUGAACUUUCGGAGACCGCGAAUGGACUGAUACCAACAGUCACUCUUUGGAUAAGGUGUUUUAAUGCUUUCCUUUUCCGUAUGGAUAACACAAAUUCUUGAUUCUUUUUUCUUUGUUGGUUCGAAACAAAUUUUCGAAUCAUUGCCACGCUGCACAAAGCCUUGGCUCAUUUCUGCUAGCAUGCAUAUUUCCUUCCUGUCUCGCAUAUUAUUUUUAUAUACCUGCUUUGUUUUGGAUGAAGCGUCGGUGUUAGUAUUCAUUUUAAAUAUAUUGACUUUCAAUCAUCCUGAAAAAUUCAAUUGCAAUAAUACAGCAAGCAAA